Molecule: messenger RNA, 1978 nt
Organism: Ictalurus punctatus (channel catfish)
Lineage: Eukaryota; Metazoa; Chordata; Actinopteri; Siluriformes; Ictaluridae
Product: carcinoembryonic antigen-related cell adhesion molecule 1
Exons: 11
Coding region: 565-1767 (400 amino acids)
Source: RefSeq, a predicted model, not a curated record
AGGUAGCUUAGCUUUUUCAUGUUGUUGGUUUAUGAUUUCAAGAUCUCAGGUUUAAUCCUAAAGUCAGGCUGUGUAGUGUUUCUGUGCAUGUUCUCCCCAUUUCCACAUGGCUUUCCUUCAGUUUCUCUGGUUUCCUCUCACCUCCAAAAAAUAGGUCAGUGAAUAGUUGUAGUAUCCCAUUCAGGGUGUAUUGUCAGGAUAGUCUCUGGAUACACUGCUAUCUUGACCUGCAAUUAAGUGGUUACGAUGAAUGAAUGAUUGAAUAUUAUUAUUUUAUUUUACUGGACUUCUAUUGGACAUCAUAUGAAUAAUUUUGCAAAAAUACAUUGACCUAAGCUUGGACUGUCUCUCCAAGAGAGAAAAGAAAGCUGUGCAAUAAACAGGAAAGGGGAUCUACACAAUCAAAUAUGUUGUAUACACAUAUGAGAGCAGCCCUAAACCAAAGGGCACUUUGGCAUAAGGAAGUACGCAGCGUAAUUAUCCUGUCCCAGUGCUGUAUACAUCUUAGAGCAUUAUAAUGUAAAUAUGAAACCAGAUUAUAUGAAGUAAGACAAGCCAGAAAUCAUGGAGCAAGCUGUGGUGGUUACUCUGAUCAUAACACUGCUAACAGUGUCCUGUGAAGAGGGGAAUCUGUUACCACCAGGACCAAUCAAUAAGGAAGUAGGAGCAAGUGUGCUUUUUUCCACCUUUCCUUCAUCUCAACAAAUAAGAGGUAUCAGAUGGCACUUCAAUGGCAUUGAAGUGACCAGGUAUUACUUUCCAGGACCUAUCACAGUGCACCCCGAUUACAAUGGUAGAGUAAAUCUGAACUAUACUUCAGGAGACCUGGAGUUAAAAAACCUGACCAUGGCUGACUCUGGACAGUACACCUUAACCUUAACAUUUGAAAGUGGUUUAGGGAAUCAAGACCAUAUUUUGCUGCAGGUGUUUGAGCCAGUGUUUAGUUUUGAUAUCACCGGGCCUGAGGGCAAUCUCAUUGAAUAUAGCACGGUCAACUUCACCUGUAACGGAAAUGGCACCAUCAGUUCUACAGUGUGGAUGAAGAAAUAUGAGAUUCUAGCUCCUAGCAGCAGCAUCACAUUCUUGGAUGACAACAGAACAAUGGUGAUCAGUCGGGUGCAGAGAUCAGACAGUGGUGAUUACCAGUGUGCAAUCAGCAACCCUGUCAGCUCUAGCACUGCCACUUACAGCAUUACUGUUAACUAUGGUCCAGAUGUGAAGAUACUGGGUGCACAGACUUUUGAGGAAGGCUCAGAUAUCCUCCUUCUCUGCGUCCCUGAUUCUUUGCCCGCUGCCACUAUUACAUGGACAGUGCAAGGCAUGCCUGCUAAAAAUGCAUCCCUGUAUGUCAUAGAGAACAGUAGCCGAAGCAAUAGUGGGGAGUAUAUCUGUACUUGCUGGAACAAUGUCACUGGGAUCAGAGCCUCUGCAGUUCAAUCUGUGACAGUGAGAGCUGUGUCCUCUAGGCUCGGUCCUGGUGUAGAAGCGGGUAUUACAGUGGGUGUUAUUUUUGCCGUGGUGAUUUUGGUUGUGCUCAUUUGUUUUCUCGUAAAGCACUUUAAAAAACCUACUGACACUGUGAGAGAAACACCUGUACCAAUGAUUGUAAAUCAGCAGACCACGGUCCCAACUGGGGACAAACUUCAAGGGUCAAGGCCACAUAUCUAUCAAAACAAUCAACCAUCUCCACCCCCUAGGAAACCACCAACAUUGCCACGAAGCAGGGACACAAAUGAUUCUAACAUAUAUUGCAACACAACAAACUAAUUAACAAUUAGCUUUUUUUUUUUUUUUUUUUUUGCUGGUCCUCCGACAUCAGACUUUUCACUGAAGAAUAAUUAACAGUCAUUACAGUUAUCUUGUAUCUCAUGUUCCUUGAGUUGUUCUGCACUUAAUUGUAUUAGAGUCAUAAUUGUAUUAUAUUUUAAAUGACACACUUCUCAUAUUUUCAAUAAUAAAACCUAUAUAAAAAUUUAAA